AUGGGACUUCAGCUAUCGAUAGAAAUCCUAAAACUGCUAAUUUCUAUUUUAAAUGACAUAGAAGAAUUUGGAUAUAGCAGCACCAGCAGCAGCGAUGAAGGCGAUGAUGCUGGAAAUGAAACCUCUCGGUCUAAAUCAGGAUCUUUGCGUGAAUUCUUGAGCGAUUACGAAAAUAUCGUGAACGGUGGAGGACAAGGAACGCAAAUAAGCGAACGAGCAGGUACUGGAGAAUCAGGCUACCGUAGCGAAUCUGCUUACGAAGAGACUACAUCCAGAGCGCGUUUCGGUGGUCCCGUCGAUCCUGUGUAUAGUAGGUCAGUCUGUUCAAGCCAUUAA
Gongylonema pulchrum is the source of this 336-nucleotide messenger RNA. The record is from the annotation of a GenBank genome assembly. NCBI's taxonomy places the organism in Eukaryota, Metazoa, Nematoda, Chromadorea, Rhabditida, Gongylonematidae.